Molecule: messenger RNA, 1274 nt
Organism: Arachis stenosperma
Lineage: Eukaryota; Viridiplantae; Streptophyta; Magnoliopsida; Fabales; Fabaceae
Exons: 11
Coding region: 137-895 (252 amino acids)
Biological process (GO): cytoplasmic translation
Molecular function (GO): protein binding
Source: RefSeq, a predicted model, not a curated record
AACGGUGCGUUUGGCUGCUUAGGUUGUAGAGCUUUUCAGCCACUGGAAAUGGUGCUCUGAGACUGUGUUCUCUGUUCUUUCUUUACAUUUCCACACGCAUCUCUCUACCAAUUUCCAACUCUCCCAAACUGCAACCAUGACCGACUAUACUCAAGAACAGGAGAUGGAGAUCGAAGCAUUAGAAGCUAUACUUAUGGAUGAAUUCAAAGAAAUACACUCCGGUGAAAGUGGCCUAAGUACUUCUAACCGCUGCUUCCAAAUUACGGUCUCUGCCCAGGAUGAUGAUAGUGAUGGAUCAUUUAACAAUCCAGCUCAACUGGCUUUGAUCUUCUCACAUACAGAAAAGUAUCCUGAUGAACCUCCUCUUCUGAAUGUGAAAAGUUUACAAGGAAUAAAUACUGAAGAUUUAAAGAAUUUGAAAGAGAAACUUAUACAAGAGGCAUCUGAAAAUCUGGGAAUGGCUAUGAUCUACACUCUGGUUACCUCAGCUAAAGAGUGGUUGGCUGAGAAGUUUCAAGACACUGAAGCUGCAGAGGCUGAAGCAGAAGAGGCAGCCAAGGAUGAUGUAGUGGUACCCCAUGGGGAACCAGUUACCCUUGAGACAUUUUUGGCAUGGAGAGAAAGGUUUGAAGCUGAACUGGCGCUGGAGCGAGCCAAGUUAAUGCCAGAGUCUGCACUUACAGCUCCCAAGGAAAAGAAGCUCAGUGGUAGACAGUGGUUUGAAAGUGGAAGAGCGAAAGGUGCAGUGGCUGUCAAUGAGGAAUCUGAAGAGGAGGAUGAGGAAGAUAUUGAUUUUGAUGAUGACGAUUUUGAAGUUGAUGAAGAGGAUAUGCUUGAACAUUACCUGGCCGAAAAAUCUGAUUCAUCCACACAUUCUUCCAAGAGAGCUAGUUAAACUGUGUGCACAGCACUAUCAGGCAUUGUUUUACAGUUCAACUUGCCGACUUUGGGGAUUUUCUACCAUCCUUGUUGGAUACAAGAGUAUUUGGUUCAAUGAUAUUAUUCAGGGGAAAAUGAGUAUUCAUCACAAAAUGUUAGAUGUGUGACAUUUCCUCUCACUAAAAGCAGAUCUCAAUCUGAUAAAUCAUUUUUGUUCGUAGUUGUCACCCUUGAAUUUUUAUAAAAGCAUUAGUAGCUGAUGAAUGCACAAACAUUCAACUCAUCAAUUUGAAGUAAAAGAAAUUGGAUGCAUUUGGUUCAUUGUGAAUGUGUGUAUCAAUGUAAAAAUGAUUCUGUUAAGAAACUUACGAAUCCGUGUUUGCUCUUUUUGUUUA